UGAGCUUUAAAAGGCUGGGCUGGAGGUCUGAGGAGGUACACUCUCCUCUCCUCCUGAGUGCUGUGUGGGUCGGUGGGACAGCUUUUCCAUCCUCCAGGCCAGUGAUGCAGGCAUCACCACAGAGCUGGGCCUUCAGGCUGCUCCCUCUCCUCCUGGCCUCUCUCCUGCUUGCCGUUACCGGGAGUAUUGCCACAGCCGAAGAGGAGCAGGAGAAAGAGAGGGACCCAGCCUACUGGAAUGCUCAGGCCAAGGAGACACUCCAAGCUGCGCUGAGACUCCGCCCCCGAGUGCACCGCGCCAAGAACAUCAUCCUCUUCCUGGGGGACGGGAUGGGUGUGUCCACUGUGUCCGCGGCUCGCAUCCUGAGGGGCCAGAUGGAAGGAAGGUCUGGAGAGGAGACAGUGCUCGCCAUGGAUACCUUCCCUUACCUUGCGCUCUCUAAGACAUACAGUGUUGAUAAGCAGGUAGCAGACAGUGCUAGCACAGCUACAGCGUACCACUGCGGAGUGAAGGCUAACGCUAAGACAGUGGGCCUUAGCGCCAAUGCAGUGGCCUACGAGUGCAACACCACGUUUGGGAAUGAAGUGUACUCCGUGCUACAUCGCGCCAAAGCACAAGGGAAGUCAGUGGGCAUCGUGACCACCACACGUGUACAGCAUGCUUCUCCUGCUGCUGCCUAUGCCCACUCAGUGAGCCGCAGCUGGUACAGCGAUGCUGACAUUCCCUCUAGUGCCCGCCGACAGGGCUGUGUCGACAUUGCCACACAGCUGGUGACCAACGUUGACAUUGAUGUUAUCCUGGGUGGGGGGCGGAUGUAUAUGACCCCAAAGGGAACUCCAGACCCUGAGUACCCCACUUCCUCUUCCCGGAAAGGGGAUCGGAAAGAUAAGAGGAACCUCAUUGACGUCUGGAUGAAGGCCCAGCAGGACAAGAAUUCCCAGUAUGUUUGGCACAGGAAGCAGUUUGACGAGAUUAAUGUAAAGACUACUGACCGUCUCCUGGGUCUCUUUGAGCCAAAGGACAUGCGGUUUGAGGUUUUCCGGAAUGCCACACGUGACCCGUCCAUCGUCGAGAUGACAGAGAAAGCCAUUCAGAUCCUCAGCAAGAACCCCAAAGGCUACUUCCUCUUUGUAGAAGGAGGGAGAAUUGACCAUGGGCACCAUGAUGGCAUUGCCAAGCUGGCGCUGACUGAGGCUGUGAUGUUUGACCGGGCGGUGCAACGAGCCUCCCGGCUCACCAGAGAAUCAGACACCCUCACUGUCGUUACCGCAGACCACUCCCACGUCUUCACCUUCGGAGGAAACACCCCCCGUGGAAACCCCAUCUUUGGUUUGGCACACAAGAAGGCAGAUGAUAGGAUGCCAUUCACUAGCAUCCUGUAUGCCAACGGUCCUGGUUAUGUACAUGUGAAUGGAACGAGAGGAAACAUCACAUUGGUGGAUUACUACGAUGAAGAGUACAUGCAGCAAGCUGCAGUCCCUCUGGACUCUGAGACCCAUGGCGGGGAGGACGUGGCCAUCUACGCCAAAGGCCCCAUGGCCCACCUCUUUCACGGGGUCAAAGAGCAGAACUAUAUCGCCCACGCCAUGGCCUACGCAGCCUGCAUCCCACCCUACACGGACUGCCCACCACAUCCGCCCGCCUCAACCGGACACACACACACCCUCUCUGGGCUGCUUUUCUGUCUGGCCAGCCUCCUCUGGUUCCUGUUCAGAUGACGACACACAAUCCAACAAUCAUGGGUACAGUGUCCAUAUUAGGACAGUUACCGGUCCAUGAAAGUUGUGUCAGAGAUGGUGGAAAUGGGAUAGUUCUAGGUUGUCUAUUUUGGAGAAGUGUCUAGAUUGCUAUGUCAUAUUGCACUGCAGCAAUUUCUAACCAUCCUUAUAAGGUUCUAAAUGGAACAUGUAAGGUGCUAUAAAGAUAAUUUUCUUAAGGUUCUAUAAAGAACCAUUAAGAAAGGUUCUAUAUAGCACCAAAACAGGAUUCCGCUAUGCUUACAACCCUGUUUGGGGCUAUAAAGAACCCUUUUUUAUGGUUCUUUAUAGAACCUUUAUGGAGAAUGGUUCUAUAAAUAACCUUUCACAAUCCGAAAGGUUCUUUGUAGAUCCUUUUGAAGAACCAUAAAGGGUCUUUUAAUCUGGUCAGCCAUAUUAUAUUGUUAAAAUUCCAUCUGAGUUAUUAUUGUGUUAAUUGACAAGUAGAAUCAAGUGAGCUACCUCUGGAACAACUGGGAGUCCCUGAGUAGAGAAUUGAGAAGCACUGAUUGAUUUAGUCAACCGUUCUCAACUGACACAAGGUCAUACGCGAGUCUUUCACAAGACACCGUCACUGGUCACAGUCAUAUAUAAUAUGUAAUGGAAUAACACAACACAUUAGAUAAACUGGAAUUACACUCUUACUUACGGUUGCACAAAAAGAGCUGUGACUAAAACCACGGUCCAAAAUAUUCGUAUGAGCCACUAAAAGAGCAAAGAAUCCUUUUCUGAACUGUAAAGAACCAUUGAAGAGCUCAAAGGGUUAUUGGAGUCAUUAUGGUUCCACUUAGAACCAUCACAAAUCCCAAAGAACCCCUUGAGGAACCCUCAUUUUUUAGUGUGUACACUAUUAAUGUGGUUUGCAGUGAAACUGGAAAAAAGGAGACCUGGAAUGUCACCAAGAUAUAUUUCCUAGUAGAAGUAGGCCUUACUAUAAACUCCAAAGAGAUGGGGUCUGUAUAUUUUAUUUGCAAUCACUAAUAGCUGGACUAAGCCAAUGAGAUGACUGUGGUAACUAAAGAAGAUGUAGUGGCUUAAGUAGUAUGGUCAGGUAUCUAAAUUGUAUGGCAAUUUAAAAUGGAGCUGACCAUAGCUCAAAUAAACCUAAAUACUAAAUAUAGAGAUGUUUUUAUGUUAAAUGCACAUGUUUAGUAUUAGUGGAUUGAAUACAUCUCUUUGCUUAGAUGUGUUUCCAUUCCCCUUUAAGCAGUAUGGUCAGGUAUCCCAGACACCGGUCAAGCCUAGGCGUCCCGCUAGCGGGACAACUUCCGGUGAAACUGGAGGGCGCGCAAUUCAAAGAAAUAAUCAUAAAAAUUAUGGAUAUUAAACAUUUAGGCACAUACAAGUGUCUUAUAUCGGUUGAAAGCUUACAUUCUUGUUAAUUUAACUGCACUGUUUGAUUUACAGUAUCUAUUACAGAGAAAGCAUGCCAUGCGAUUGUUUGCGGACGGCGCCCCACAUCAAAAUAUUUUUCCACCGGCACAGGUUUCAUAAAUUCACAAAUAGCGAUUAAAUAUUCACUUACUUUUUGAAAAUCUUUCUCUGAUUUGUCAUCCAAAGGGUCCCAGCAGGGACAUCACUAGAGAUUCAUGGAUAGGGGGGGGUCUGGGCAUACUCCCCCAGGAUUUGUUUUAAAGCCCCCAAAACGUCUUUUCAUCAUGUAUUAUUAGAGUAACAACGGGUGUAAAAUCGAUCAAAAUAAGGUUAUUUUUGGUCAAGGUUGGCUAAAAGUAUAGCUGUCUCAUAGUUUGUGUUAGACACGGAUCUAAUAUGACUUACUUAAAUUCUAUCAAAAAUAAAGAAAUGAAAGUCCAA
Messenger RNA from Salmo salar (Atlantic salmon), 3572 nucleotides. It is a transcript of the gene alpi.1, whose product is annotated as alkaline phosphatase, intestinal, tandem duplicate 1. Gene Ontology annotation, molecular function: alkaline phosphatase activity. Gene Ontology annotation, cellular component: plasma membrane. Gene Ontology annotation, biological process: dephosphorylation. The record is from RefSeq and is a predicted model, not a curated record. Lineage: Eukaryota; Metazoa; Chordata; Actinopteri; Salmoniformes; Salmonidae.